AUCUUGCAUGUGGACCGUCUAGUACCGCCGGACGGAGUCGCACCAGGGUUCGUGCCACUGCAGGGGGAACAAAACUGGCAAAAAUGGAUUUCUAACAACGUUUCUCUUUUAUGUCCUUUACCCAACCGACGUCAUCCUCAAUGUCUCUCACAAAUUUGAACUAACAAAAUGAGGAUUUCUUGUAAUCAGCUUUUAUUGCUAUUCUCUUGCGUUUGGGGACUCACUAUGGGUGCUUUUCCGAGCAGCGUUCAAAUCGGCGGCCUGUUCAUCAGGAACACAGAUCAGGAGUACACGGCCUUUCGGUUGGCCAUUUUUCUUCACAACACAAGCCCUAAUGCAUCCGAAGCCCCUUUUAACUUGGUACCCCAUGUGGACAACAUUGAGACGGCCAACAGCUUCGCCGUGACCAAUGCCUUCUGUUCCCAGUACUCACGGGGCGUCUUCGCCAUUUUCGGCCUGUACGACAAGAGGUCGGUUCACACGCUAACAUCAUUCUGCGGCGCGCUGCACAUCUCCCUCAUCACACCCAGUUUCCCCACCGAGGGCGAGAGCCAGUUCGUCUUACAGCUGCGGCCCUCCAUACGAGGGGCCCUGCUCAGCCUGCUGGACCACUAUGACUGGAAUCGCUUUGUCUUUCUCUACGACACCGACAGGGGGUAUUCCAUACUGCAGGCCAUCAUGGAAAAGGCAGGCCAGAAUGGUUGGCAGGUCAGCGCCAUAUGUGUGGAGAACUUUAAUGAUGCCAGUUACCGGCAACUUCUGGAAGACCUGGACCGAAGGCAGGAAAAGACGUUUGUCAUAGACCUGGAGGCAGAGAGACUGAACAACAUGCUGGAACAGAUUGUGAGUGUCGGCAAGCAUGUCAAAGGCUACCAUUACAUCAUGGCAAAUUUGGGUUUUAAGGACAUCAAUCUGGAGCGUUUCAUGCAUGGGGGAGCCAAUGUGACAGGCUUUCAGCUGGUGGACUUCAGCAAUCCCAUGGUUAUUAAACUCAUGCAGCGCUGGAACAAGCUGGACCAGCGCGAGUACCCCGGCUCUGACGCACCUCCCAAGUACACUUCAGCUCUGACGUAUGACGGGGUCAUGGUGAUGGCAGAGGCCUUCAGGAACCUCCGCAGGCAGAAGGUGGACAUCUCUCGCAGAGGCAUCGCUGGAGACUGUCUGGCCAACCCCGCUGCCCCCUGGAACCAGGGCAUCGACAUGGAGCGCACGCUCAAACAGGUGCACCUCCAAGGAUUAACAGGAAAUGUCCAAUUUGACCACUACGGCCGCAGAGUCAACUACACUAUGGAUGUUUUUGAAUUAAAAAGUAACGGCCCCAGAAGGAUCGGAUACUGGAACGAUGCUGAUAAACUGGUUCUGACCCAGGAUCACGCCUUGCUUCCCAACGAAACGUCUGGCAUGGAGAAUCGAACCGUAAUUGUGACGACUAUCAUGGAAGGGCCGUAUGUAAUGCUGAAGAAAAACUGGGAAAUGUACGAGGGGAAUGAGCAAUAUGAGGGAUACUGUGUGGAUUUGGCAUCUGAAAUUGCCAAACACAUCGGUUUCAAGUAUAAGAUCUCCAUCGUGCCUGAUGGAAAGUACGGAGCUCGAGACCCAGAGACUAAGAUCUGGAACGGGAUGGUCGGGGAGCUGGUGUACGGGAAAGCGGAAAUCGCUGUGGCCCCAUUGACUAUAACUUUGGUCCGGGAGGAGGUUAUUGACUUCUCGAAACCCUUCAUGAGCUUGGGCAUCUCCAUCAUGAUCAAGAAGCCUCAAAAGUCCAAGCCGGGUGUCUUCUCCUUCCUGGACCCACUGGCCUACGAGAUCUGGAUGUGCAUCGUGUUCGCCUAUAUAGGCGUGAGCGUGGUGCUCUUCCUGGUCAGCCGCUUCAGCCCGUAUGAGUGGCACACCGAGGAGCCCGAAGAGGGCACUGACGGUCUGCCCAGCGACCAGCCCCCCAAUGAGUUCGGGAUCUUCAACAGUCUCUGGUUCUCACUCGGUGCCUUCAUGCAGCAGGGGUGCGACAUCUCGCCCAGGUCUCUAUCUGGCCGUAUCGUGGGUGGAGUGUGGUGGUUCUUCACCCUCAUCAUCAUCUCCUCCUACACUGCAAACCUGGCAGCUUUCCUGACUGUGGAGAGGAUGGUGUCGCCCAUCGAAAGUGCUGAGGAUCUGGCCAAGCAGACAGACAUCGCGUACGGCACUCUUGACUCAGGCUCCACCAAAGAGUUCUUCAGGAGGUCGAAGAUCGCCGUGUAUGAGAAGAUGUGGAGCUACAUGAAGUCAGCAGAGCCCACAGUGUUCACCAAAACCACUGCAGAGGGAGUCGCACGGGUCAGAAAAUCCAAAGGGAAAUACGCCUUCCUCCUGGAGUCCACCAUGAAUGAAUACACGGAGCAGCGCAAACCAUGUGACACCAUGAAAGUCGGAGGAAACCUGGACUCCAAAGGCUACGGGGUGGCGACGCCAAAGGGCUCACAGUUAAG
This is a messenger RNA of Danio rerio (zebrafish), 2465 nucleotides long. RefSeq names its product glutamate receptor, ionotropic, AMPA 4b (gene gria4b). Lineage: Eukaryota; Metazoa; Chordata; Actinopteri; Cypriniformes; Danionidae. Gene Ontology annotation, molecular function: signaling receptor activity; monoatomic ion channel activity; ligand-gated monoatomic ion channel activity. Gene Ontology annotation, biological process: ionotropic glutamate receptor signaling pathway; monoatomic ion transport; regulation of postsynaptic membrane potential. The record is from RefSeq and is marked validated. Gene Ontology annotation, cellular component: postsynaptic membrane; membrane.